This is a messenger RNA of Tribolium castaneum (red flour beetle), 2373 nucleotides long. Its product is annotated as high affinity cationic amino acid transporter 1. Bases 402 to 2210 code for a protein of 602 amino acids. The transcript is spliced from 7 exons. NCBI's taxonomy places the organism in Eukaryota, Metazoa, Arthropoda, Insecta, Coleoptera, Tenebrionidae. The record is from RefSeq and is a predicted model, not a curated record. Gene Ontology annotation, biological process: L-ornithine transmembrane transport; L-arginine import across plasma membrane. Gene Ontology annotation, cellular component: plasma membrane. Gene Ontology annotation, molecular function: L-lysine transmembrane transporter activity; L-ornithine transmembrane transporter activity; L-arginine transmembrane transporter activity.
GCAAUUAGAGAGCGUCUGGUGUGUUUUCAAAUGACACAAUUAUCUUCGACACCUUAUCACUCAAUCAAUUCAAUAAUCAAACUUGACGCAAUAAUUCGCCUCUUUCCAAACGACCGCUUUAGCUCUGAUAACACACUUUUCCUCCAGAUUUUUUCACAAAUUCGUUAAACCAAAAAUUUGCUCUUAUUAUUAUUUAUGUGUGUCAAUGCCGUUUGAAUCUCAUUUUCUAUAUCAUUCCGACCGGUUGCAUCUGACCUUAACCCGCCAAGAAAGUGGCAGGAAAUUCGCACUUUUAUCCGACUUGUUAUAAGAUUAGAAGAUUUCUUGAUAAAAUAAAUAUCUUCAAAUCAAUUGCCAAACCGCGAUUACUUACUUACUUACUUACUUCACAAGUGAUUGAAAUGGCAGGCGGUUCGAAAACACAGAAAAUGAGGCGACUUGUUAAUGCCCUUACUAGGAAAAAAACUCUGGAUAAUUCAGGUGGCAGUGAACUUGCUCGAGUCCUGUCCUUACUCGACUUAUCUGCACUUGGAGUUGGAUCCACUUUGGGUCUGGGAGUUUACGUUUUAGCAGGAUCUGUGGCAAGGAAGAUUGCAGGACCUGCUGUGUGUAUUUCCUUUCUGAUUGCUGCAGUAGCCUCAGGUGUCGCAGGAUUGUGUUAUGCAGAAUUUGCUGCUCGAGUCCCUAAGGCAGGUUCUGCUUACGUCUACAGUUACGUUUCAGUAGGUGAAGUUGUCGCAUAUGUAAUUGGAUGGAAUUUAAUCUUGGAAUAUGCCAUAGGAACCGCAAGUGUAGCUAGAGGUCUAAGCGGUUACAUAGACGCUCUUGCCAAUCAAGAUAUAAAGAAUUUUAUGGAAAGUUGGGCAAAAAUGGACGUUGGAUUUUUAGCAUCGUAUCCCGAUUUUCUAGCGUUUGGAUUUGUUGUUCUUCUCACAGCUCUACUUUCAAUCGGCGUGAAAGAAUCUUCUCGCCUCAACAACAUAUUCACUGGCCUAAACUUGAUCACUGUGGGCAUCGUUAUAGUAUCUGGAGCCAUCAAAGCCGACUCAUCCAACUGGAACAAAAAACUCGAAGACAUUCCAGACAAAUUUAGAGAAGAUGCCGGAACUGGUGGUUUUAUGCCUUUUGGAGUCUCUGGAAUGAUGGAAGGCGCAGCUCAAUGUUUCUACGGUUUCGUGGGUUUCGACGCUGUUGCCACAACCGGCGAAGAGGCGAAAAACCCUCAGAGAAACAUUCCUCUAGCCAUUGUCAUCUCCCUUCUUGUGAUUUUCUUGGCUUAUUUCGGCAUUUCGACAGUUUUGACAAUGAUGUGGCCCUAUUACGACCAAGACCCAACUGCUCCUUUUCCCUAUGUUUUCGACCAAUUGGGUUGGCCUGCCAUUAAGUGGAUUGUAACAAUUGGGGCAGUUAUUGCCCUUUGUACGAGUCUCCUUGGUGCGUUGUUUCCUCUUCCUAGGAUUAUCUAUGCUAUGUCGAAUGAUGGGUUAAUUUUCAAAUUUUUGGCCAAAAUUAAUCCAAAAACUAAAACUCCAAUUAUUGCAACUGUUCUCUCCGGAAUUCUAGUAGGUGCAAUGGCUAUACUUUUCGAUACUGACCAAUUGAUUAGUAUGAUGUCAAUUGGGACUCUUCUUGCCUACACUAUCGUUGCAGUUUGUGUUCUAAUACUGCGGUACCAACCCACAGAAACGCAAUACCCUAAUCUCGAACUUAAGCAAAACCUUGAAGACAGUUAUACGUUAUUUGGAAUGUUUAAACAACUCUUCAACUUGAACAUGACCAAGUAUGCCAGUUCAAGCUCCGCCAAAAUCACAAAUUGGAGUAUAAUCCUGUUUGCUGUUUUCACAGCUGCCUUCGAUGCUUUCAUUAUUUAUGCCAUUGAUGUUCUCGAUAAACCUUACUACAUGACACUUUUUAUCGUUGUUACGUUAGUUAUGUUGACUCUUGUUGUGAUUAUUGCAAGACAACCGGUCGACGAAGUUAAACUCUCGUUUAAAGUUCCUUGGGUGCCUUUUGUUCCUUGUUUGAGUAUCAUCAUUAAUUUGUAUCUUAUGUUGGAGUUGGAUAAGGAUACUUGGAUACGAUUUGGUGUCUGGUUGUUUAUUGGUUUUCUUAUUUAUUUCUUCUAUGGAAUUGAGAAUAGUGAGGAAAGAAAACUCAGGAAGUUACAAGCGCAAUCAAACGAAACAAAUAAGCAAAUUACAAAAUUUUAAGAAAUUUUAACACAGUUGCUGCUAUUGUGAUACAUUUAUUUUAAUUUAUGUAACUUUGUAUAUUGCCUAUUUAUUACAGUUUGAAAAUUGUUACUGUCAUCAUCGUUGUAGAUUUUUAUACAGAAUGAAAACAAAGCUUUAAAAAUAAAGUGUAUAAGGUACA